UCUUGAUUCGUGUUACAAAAUGGCUGAAUCUUCAGCAGUAUUUCUCGAGUAAUAACGAUGACAAGUGAUAUGCUGCAACGAUUGUAACAAAUUAGUAUCUCAUUGAAUAUCGGCCGAGAUAGUGUAAUAAGAACAAAGAAUUGCAAUAUGUUGAACGAUGUGCCGAAAAGAUUACCAAAACGUUUCGAAAGUACAGAGGCUGACGUGCGCGAGGAUGAGGAACAAACUACUAAGUUUCAAGAGAUUAUCGAUCUACUCGUUGCAGCCGGCUACUUUCGAGCACGGAUAAAAGGUUUAUCUAAUUUUGAUAAGGUGGUUGGUGGCAUGACAUGGUGCAUAGAAUCAUGUAAUUUUGAUGUCGACGUGGACUUACUUUUUCAAGAAAAUCUCACAAUUGGUCAGAAAAUCUCCUUGACGGAAAAAAUUGUAGCCAUGCUUCCUAAAAUGAAUUGUCCAUAUCGGAUAGAACCACAUCAAAUACAAGGUUUGGACUGUAUUCACAUAUUCCCAGUUAUUCAGUGGCUGGUGAAGCGUUCCAUGGAAAUGCGACAGGAAAUGGCAGGCUUUGUGAGAUCUUUUGCUCUAAAUCAGUUUCACAAGAAACAUUCAUUCAGCGAGGAUUCCGAGAUUGGAACGAUAGCUAGGGAAAAUAUGAUUAGAAAUUUAUGUUCAGUCAAGAAAGCCUAUGAACCUCGACGUUUUUUCAGACAAAAAGAGGGUUUAGUGAAAGAUGAAAACAACAGGUUUAUUGGUACAGUGUUGGAGUAUGAAGCACCUUUCGAUGCUGUUAAAAAUACAACCGCGACCACAAUAUCGACAUCGGUAGAACCUAAAAGUGGUGAUCUAAAACACGAGUCGAGUAAUGAAAAAACUGAAAAAAGUACCACCGAAGAGAUUACAGCUGCUUUAGCUGUCAUAGAAGACAAUUCGGCGCGUUUAAGUGUGAGCACAGUUGGAAAUAUCGUUGGCAUACAAGCACAGGAGAUUGCGAAAGUGGCAGAAAAAUAUGCGGCCAUGUCUACUUCUGAAGUGGAGGAUAGUGGCACAACCGAUUCAUCGCGUGCUCUGAUAGCAUUGCAGAAGCAAAAGUCAACGUUACAAUCCAGAGCUCGCAAAUUAACAAAAGAAAAAGACAGUUUGUCGGAUAAACUUACCGAAAUAGUAGAAAAAACGAAGGAAUGUCGUGCGAAGAGAGAAGCCAUUGAACGUUCGUUCAAGAAGAUUCAAGAAAUUGGAAUUAAUGAUAAUAAUAGCGUUUUCAAACGAUUGGAGGAACUUCUUUCCGUACAUGACGGAUUGAAGGAGCAGGAGCACAAUUUCCGAGAGCAAUGCAAGUCGGAUUUGAAUCUCCUUCGAGAUAUGUUACAAGAGAUCGAGGAUGGUGCUCCGGAGGAGGAGGAGGAUCGCGUCAAGGAAUACGAGGAUCAGAAGGAAGCCGUGACGCGAGUGCGACUGCAGCUGGCUAAAAAAAAUAGAACUAUCGCGUCGUUAACGAGGCAAUUGGACGAUGUUCCGGGGCGCUCGGAGCUGACGCAGUAUCAACGACGUUUUAUGGAGCUCUAUAAUCAAGUCUCGGCCAAGCAUAAGGAGACCAAACAGUAUUAUACAUUAUAUAACACCCUCGAUGAUACGAAGCUGUACCUAAGCAAGGAAUUGUCACUGCUGAACUCCAUUCAGGACAAUUACAACGAGGCUAUGGCUUCGGCGAGCGGCAAGGAGCAAUUCCUGAAACAGUUCGAAACAAUCGUUGCCGGAGUGAAACGCAACAAAGCUAUGGUGGAGAAACGAUGCGCCGACGAGAAGAAUCGCCGAGACGCGCUGAGUCGACAACUCGUUACUCUCGUGGAACAACAACGUAAAUACGUCGCGGCGGUCAGACAGCUUACCAUCGAGUGUCGUAAAAAUGAGGCUUUGUUGGCUCAACUCCGAGGUCCGUAGAUAUCCGCUCGCGUUAUUGGCGGAGAUAAAGCGCCUUUCACGCUAGCUGCGAAGUGGCUACCACCAUUUAUUUAUAGCGCUUGAGAAAAGUGAUGUUUCCGACAGUUUAAAUGUCUUUAAGCUACACAAUGUACCAUAUGAUAUAAUUUAUACUAUACGAUAUAAUGAGAAUGUAAAUAUCUUGCGUGAUACGCAAUUUCACGUAUUUGUACGUCUCGAUGCGUGUACGCUCGGAUAAGAAGGGAAAAUUAAAUUAUCCCGUUUUGCCAUUU
Molecule: messenger RNA, 2210 nt
Organism: Dinoponera quadriceps
Lineage: Eukaryota; Metazoa; Arthropoda; Insecta; Hymenoptera; Formicidae
Gene: fidipidine
Product: coiled-coil domain-containing protein 93
Exons: 12
Coding region: 148-1938 (596 amino acids)
Biological process (GO): Golgi to plasma membrane transport
Source: RefSeq, a predicted model, not a curated record